AUGGAUAUGCUCAACAAACAAGAAGAAAUGAAAGUUAUUGAUUCCAUGAGCCAUCAAAAUGGGAUGAAUACGUGCGAUUUCGGCCACCGUGAAUUUUGCGUAGCGGAGGCCAAAGAGCGUCCUUGUAAGGUGUUCAUUUUGGGAGCGGAUGUCGAAGUUGUCCUAAGAAUGAGGCUUAACCGCGCCACCACUGAACGUGGUGGCGUGGCUCCCAGAACUGGCAGUCACACCCUUACGGGCUUGCGGGCUCCCUUGAGAGGCACGAUGUCGCCUGGAUUGCGUUCAGCGUCACGCACUCUCCGGGAUCGAUCUCGAUCACCAGUGAGCCGGGGUAACACACCUCAACGAGGUGGGGCUAUGUCUGCUGGCAUUGGCCUCACCAACCGAGGUGCGGGAGAAGUUGGAGAUCGACUCCAAUCUCCCAUACUUGGAGCAUCCGCUUUGGAAUUUUUUGAAGGUAUAGCGGAAUCGGCUGGAUUGGAUUCCGAACAUGCCACAAUGGCUCGCGCCCAAUGCGAGAUGGUGGCAGAUAAUUGUAUGAUAGCUGAAACCGUCAUUAACGCGCGUAUCUUGAUGGAGAUUACCAAGCUUUUGAAUCAGGUUGAGGCAGUGUCCAACCUUGCCAAUAAGGUGGAAGAAUUGUCCAAUUUGGCCGAGAAGGUCAAUGAUGCCAACACCCACCUCCACGAUCUCACGGAGAGUGUUCAGCACUUGGGUACCUUGGUCUCCCCUGGGGCCGCGGCUCAGCCAGCUGUGCCAGUGGUACCGGUUGUGCCAGGACGUCCGAUCCUGCGCAAACGCUGGACCGCGUCAUCUGAACUCUUGGCUGAAAGAUCAACUUGGCAGAACUUAAUCAACCCGAUGGCGUUGAAGUUCCUAGGCAACCACGAUUUUCACACGCUCUUGUCAGGAAUUCACGAUUCCAAGACUGGAGAAGUUUUCGACCAAGCCGUGCCCGAUAUCAAGACUUUGAUGUUCCAAACCUGUCAUACCCUUGCAGGUCGUAACAAGGAAGCACUUUGGGUGGCGAGCACUUCUCACAUGCGAGCCCGGGCGGCAUAUCUGCGUCGCGAAGCAGCUCGCAUCUAUCAAAGAGGACAAGGUUCCAGCUCCAUCUGGUCCAACGUCGAUCAGCAGCUUGCGAGGCUCCGAGCUGGAGGCGCGGAUUAUACCCUGGCGUUCUAUGACCUUAUCUAUAAUGAAGACAGCACGGCUUUCACUGGCGAUACAUUCUUUCACGAGUUGAGAGACGAGGUCGAGUUGCGAUUGCCAGCUGAAGCCGACGUCAUUGCCGCCGCUGAACAAGGUCCCGUUGCGCUCUUGGCAGCAGCAAAUCCGGGAGUAUGA
Messenger RNA from Melampsora larici-populina 98AG31, 1347 nucleotides. RefSeq lists its product as uncharacterized. NCBI's taxonomy places the organism in Eukaryota, Fungi, Basidiomycota, Pucciniomycetes, Pucciniales, Melampsoraceae. The transcript is spliced from 10 exons. Bases 1 to 1347 code for a protein of 448 amino acids. The record is from RefSeq and is a predicted model, not a curated record.